AUGGAGCAGAGGAAUCACACGGUGGUGACGGAAUUUGUUCUCCUUGGACUUUCCCACUCUAGACAGGUGCAGCUUGUAUUUUUUGUAUUGUUCUUACUGUCCUAUGUAGCGAUUGUUCUGGGCAAUCUCCUCAUCAUUGUCACCAUAAAGGCCGAUUCCUGUCUGACCUCAGCCAUGUACUUCCUCCUCUGCAACCUGUCCUUCAUUGAUCUCUGCUACGCCUCUGUCACUUCCCCUAGGAUGCUGUCUGACCUGCUCUCCCAGAGGAAGACCAUUUCCUUCAAUGGCUGCAUGGCCCAGCUCUUCCUCCUGCACUUUGUGGGGGCAGCAGAGAUGUUCCUGCUGACAGUGAUGGCUUACGACCGCUACGUCGCCAUCUGCAAGCCACUGCACUACAUGUCCAUCAUGAGCAGGCCCACGUGCUGCAGGCUGGUGGCUGCUUGUUGGGUGGGGGGUUUUGUCCAUUCCAUUGUGCAGACCAUUCUUACCAUCCGCCUCCCAUUCUGUGGUCCCAAUAAGAUCGACAACUACUUCUGUGAUGUGCCCCCUGUCAUCAGACUUGCCUGCACCAAUAUCUAUGUCAUCGAGUUGCUCAUGGUCUCCAACAGCGGCCUGAUCUCCCUGGCUUGCUUCCUGGUGCUGCUUGUGUCCUACACAGUCAUCCUUGUCACGGUUGGGCUUCGCCUCAGAGAUGGGAAGUGGAAGGCCCUGUCCACCUGUGCUUCUCACAUCACGGUUGUCACCUUGUUCUUUGGGCCCUGCAUGUUCAUCUAUCUACGGCCCUUCUCCAAUUUCUCAGCUGACAAGAGCAUCUCUGUCAUUUACACCAUCCUCACCCCAAUGAUGAACCCUCUGAUCUACACCCUGAGAAAUAAGGAGAUGAAGGAUUCCAUGCGCAGGUUAUGGAGCUGCCACAGGCUAUCCACAGAGAACUAA
Mauremys mutica (yellowpond turtle) is the source of this 936-nucleotide messenger RNA. Its product is annotated as olfactory receptor 4Q2-like. The record is from RefSeq and is a predicted model, not a curated record. Gene Ontology annotation, cellular component: membrane. The coding region runs from base 1 to 936 and encodes 311 amino acids. NCBI's taxonomy places the organism in Eukaryota, Metazoa, Chordata, Testudines, Geoemydidae. Gene Ontology annotation, biological process: G protein-coupled receptor signaling pathway. Gene Ontology annotation, molecular function: olfactory receptor activity; G protein-coupled receptor activity. The transcript has a single exon.